UGGCUGAAUUUUGCGUAUGUGUCUUAUCUUUUUAGUCAUUUAAUAAAAAAAAGGAUAUAUGACUGUAUAUACGAUAAGCAUUCGAUCAGACUCCACUCACAAAUAUGUUUCCACCUACUUACGUCGAAGGGUUUCAUGACCCUGAAGCAGUAAAAGCUAUGGAAUACAAAGAGCUUGGGAAAACGGGGCUGCUUGUAAGCAAAUUGGCAUUUGGUUGUGGUCCACUCGGUUGUCAUUAUGGCACGUACGAUGAAGCGGAUGCUAUCGAGGCUGUACGUCGAGCGAUAAAGCAAGGCAUCAAUUAUAUCGAUACAGCACCGUGGUAUGGUCAAGGCCGAUCCGAAGCGACACUCGGAAAAGCAUUAAAGGGAAUCCCGCGUGAGGCUUAUUAUAUUGCAACAAAAAUCGGCAGAUAUGAAUUAGAUUGUGAUAACAUGUUCAAUUUUACCAUCGAGAAAACUCGAGAGAGUUUUAAGAAAAGUUUAGAAUGGCUGGGAGUAGAUUAUGUCGAUGUUAUUCAGGUUCACGAUAUAGAAUUUGCACCUUCAUUAGAUAUAAUAGUUACACAAACCUUGCCGGAAUUGUCGAGACAAGUGGCCGAGGGUAGAGCCAAACAUAUAGGUAUAACUGGAUAUCCAGUAUCCAUAUUGAAGGAAUGUAUCGAGAAAAGUAAUAUAAAUAUAGCCUGUAUACUGAGUUAUGCAAGACUCACUCUCAUUGAUGACACUUUACUAGAAUAUGUUCCAUUCUUCAAGAAACACAAAAUUGGUCUAAUUAAUGCUGCCACGCUGUCUAUGGGUCUUCUAACGAAUAAUGGCCCGCCAAGUUGGCACCCGGCUUCCGAUGAGACGAAAAAACAAUGUGUAAACGCUGCACAAUACUGCCAGGAACGUAACGUGGAGUUUGCCAAACUAGCAAUAUGGCACUCUAUGCAAUAUACAGAUGUAGAUACAAAUCUAGUUGGAAUACAAACUACAAAACAGUUGCAAAUGAAUCUAGAUGUAAUACGAAAUGGCAUUACGGAGAAGGAAAAGGCAUUGUUAAAGGAAAUUCAAGUAUCAUUUCUAUCGGCAGUGAAGAAUCAACAUUGGGAAGGUAAAGAGAUUCGCAUAUACCAAGAAGUUAUCAAGAACAAGAUAUAAGAAAAAUAUAUUUUAUUUUCAUUAUCUAUGUAUCAUUAAUAGAAUGUUAUAACGUGUUUAACAAUAUAUGAAAUAAUGAUUAUUUCG
Messenger RNA from Pogonomyrmex barbatus (red harvester ant), 1229 nucleotides. RefSeq lists its product as uncharacterized. Lineage: Eukaryota; Metazoa; Arthropoda; Insecta; Hymenoptera; Formicidae. The record is from RefSeq and is a predicted model, not a curated record. Gene Ontology annotation, cellular component: cytosol. Gene Ontology annotation, molecular function: L-galactose dehydrogenase activity.